CAGCUGCGUAAAUGAGUAUGGAAGAUUAUGAUUUCCUCUUCAAAAUUGUUUUAAUUGGCAACGCCGGUGUGGGGAAGACCUGCUUAGUCCGUCGCUUCACUCAGGGGCUUUUCCCACCGGGUCAAGGAGCCACAAUUGGGGUUGACUUUAUGAUUAAAACUGUGGAGAUAAACGGUGAAAAAGUAAAGCUGCAGAUCUGGGACACAGCAGGACAAGAGCGAUUCCGGUCCAUCACGCAGAGUUACUAUCGCAGUGCUAACGCGUUAAUCUUGACCUACGACAUCACCUGUGAAGAAUCCUUCCGGUGUCUCCCCGAGUGGCUGCGAGAAAUCGAACAGUAUGCCAGCAAUAAGGUCAUAACCGUGCUAGUGGGUAAUAAGAUUGAUUUAGCUGAUAAGAGGGAAGUCUCCCAGCAAAGAGCUGCAGAGUUUUCCGAAGCGCAGGACAUGUACUAUCUGGAAACCUCAGCAAAAGAAUCGGAUAAUGUGGAAAAACUCUUCCUGGACUUGGCCUGCCGGUUGAUCAGCGAGGCACGACAGAACACCCUUGUGAACAAUGUCUCAUCCCCCUUACCAGGAGAGGGGAAAAGUAUCAGCUACUUGACUUGCUGUAAUUUUAAUUAAAGAGCUGGCAUGUGAUUUCCCCUUCUGCCAUGGGCCAAAAGGAUUUUUUUCUUUUUUUUUUUUUUUUGCUGGGAUUUAUCUCCUUGAAGGGAAUUCCUGCCACUUUGACCCAUCAGACUUACCCUGAGUCAGGUUGCAGACCUGGAAGCAUGGCAGGCUGACGGCUCCAGCUGCAUGGCAACGUAGCAGAAUAUAACACGGUUUAAAUUUCAUUUUUCUUGCAGUCUCUGGAGCGGGUUAGGAAAAGGAGAGUUGCACAAGUGCUUCAUGUAAUGCAGAACGUGAGCUAUUGCAUUUCCUUCUAUGGGAGACUAGAGCAGCCUCUCUUGAAGAAGAUAUUGAAGAGAUCAAAAUCUCUUUUACAGAACAAUAUGUUUCAUCCUUUUUAAAAUAAAAAAAAAGAAAACCAACAAUGAACACAGACCCUGAACUACACUGGCAAUCUUCCAGGCUGCCAGUGAGUGAGCUCUUAAGACAUGUAUAU
Molecule: messenger RNA, 1107 nt
Organism: Fulmarus glacialis (Northern fulmar)
Lineage: Eukaryota; Metazoa; Chordata; Aves; Procellariiformes; Procellariidae
Gene: RAB30
Product: RAB30, member RAS oncogene family
Exons: 4
Coding region: 12-623 (203 amino acids)
Biological process (GO): Rab protein signal transduction
Cellular component (GO): trans-Golgi network
Molecular function (GO): GTP binding; GTPase activity
Source: RefSeq, a predicted model, not a curated record